Molecule: messenger RNA, 1303 nt
Organism: Antrostomus carolinensis (chuck-will's-widow)
Lineage: Eukaryota; Metazoa; Chordata; Aves; Caprimulgiformes; Caprimulgidae
Gene: SIM1
Product: SIM bHLH transcription factor 1
Exons: 3
Biological process (GO): regulation of DNA-templated transcription
Molecular function (GO): DNA-binding transcription factor activity; DNA binding
Source: RefSeq, a predicted model, not a curated record
GGAUACUGAAUAUAAAGGACUACAGCUCUCCCUGGAUCAGGUCACUGCUACCAAGCCAGCAUUCUCAUACACAAAUUCAACUCCGACCAUAACGGACAACAGAAAAGGAAGCAAAUCUCGCCUCUCGAGCACAAAGUCAAAAUCAAGGACAUCACCAUACCCACAGUAUUCUGGAUUUCACACUGAGAGAUCUGAGUCUGACCACGAGAGCCAGUGGGGCGGGAGCCCCCUGACUGAUACAGCUUCUCCCCAACUGCUGGAGCCUGUGGACAGACCGAGCUCCCAGCACCAUGAUGUCUCCUGUGCCUACAGACAGUACUCAGACCGCAGUGCUCUCUGCUAUGGUUUUACACUCGAUCACUCCAGGCUGGCUGAUGACAGACAUUUCCAUACUCAGGCCUGUGAAGGAGGCAGAUGUGAAGCUGGCCGGUAUUUCCUUGGCACGCCGCAGCCGGGAAGGGAGAGCUGGUGGGGUUCUCGUUCAGCAUUACCCCUGACUAAGUCAUCCCCUGAAAGCAGAGAAGCGUAUGAAAACAGUAUGCCCCACAUAACUUCAGUGCACAGGAUUCAUGGGAGAGGACACUGGGAUGAGGACAGUGUUGUUAGCUCGCCUGAUCCUGGCUCUGCCAGUGAAUCAGGCGACCGGUAUCGUCCUGAGCAAUAUCAGAGCAGUCCUCAUGAGCCCAGUAAAAUUGAAACUCUAAUAAGAGCCACCCAGCAAAUGAUUAAAGAGGAAGAAAACAGACUACAGCUGCGGAAAACGACCCCUGAUCCACUGGUCUCCAUUAAUGGCACAGGGAAGAAGCACACUAUUUGUUUUUCAAACUACCCUCAGCAGCAGUUGGCAGGGGAUGUCUGCCGUGUCCCAACAGUUGCCAACACUCCUCCCUGUGAACACAUCCAGCAACGAGAUGGGAAGAUUUUGAGCCCACAUGAAAAUGACUAUGACAACAGCCCCACAACACUGUCUAGGAUAAGCAGCCCUAAUUCUGACAGAAUAUCGAAAUCUAGCUUGGUACUAGCUAAAGACUACCUGCAUUCAGACAUAUCCCCUCAUCAAACCCCAGGGGACCACCCAGCAGCCUCUCCAAAUUAUUACAACUCCCACAGACAGUACUUUGAUAAGCAUGCUUACACAUUAACUGGAUAUGCCCUGGAGCAUCUAUACGACACUGAAACCAUUAGAAACUAUUCACUAGGCUGUAACGGAUCACACUUUGAUGUGACUUCUCACUUAAGGAUGCAGCAAGACCCAGCACAAGGACACAAGGGUACAUCCGUUAUAAUAACCAAUGGAAGCUGA